Messenger RNA from Pipistrellus nathusii (Nathusius's pipistrelle), 3534 nucleotides. The record is from the annotation of a GenBank genome assembly. NCBI's taxonomy places the organism in Eukaryota, Metazoa, Chordata, Mammalia, Chiroptera, Vespertilionidae.
AUGACUGAGAACAUGAAGGAGUGUUUGGCGCAGACCAAGGCAGCUGUGGGGGACAUGGUGACUGUGGUGAAGACAGAAGUCUGCUCACCUCUCCGUGACCAGGAGUAUGGCCAGCCCUGUUCUAGGAGACCAGACCCCUCGGCCAUGGAAGUGGAGCCCAAGAGACUGAAGGGGAAGCGUGACCUCAUCGUGCCCAAAAGUUUCCAGCAAGUGGACUUCUGGUUCUGCGAGUCCUGUCAGGAGUACUUUGUGGAUGAAUGCCCGAAACAUGGCCCCCCGGUGUUUGUGUCUGACACGCCGGUACCUGUGGGCCUACCAGACCGGGCCGCCCUCACCAUCCCACAGGGCAUGGAGGUGGUCAAGGACGCCAAUGGGGAGAAUGACGUGCGGUGCAUAAAUGAGGUUAUCCCCAAAGGCCACAUCUUUGGCCCUUACGAGGGACAGAUCUCCACCCAAGACAAAUCGGCUGGCUUCUUCUCUUGGCUGAUUGUGGACAAAAACAACCGCUACAAGUCCAUAGAUGGGUCAGACGAGACGAAAGCCAACUGGAUGAGGUAUGUGGUCAUCUCCAGGGAGGAGAGGGAGCAGAACCUCCUGGCAUUUCAGCACAGCGAGCACAUCUACUUUCGGGCAUGCCGGGACAUCCGGCCCGGGGAGUGGCUGCGGGUCUGGUACAGUGAGGACUAUAUGAAGCGCCUGCACAGCAUGUCCCAGGAAACCAUCCAUCGCAAUCUGACCAGAGGAGAGAAGCGGUUGCAGAGGGAGAAGUCUGAGCAGGCUCUGGAUCACCUAGAGGACCUGAGGGGUCCCGUUCACCUCCCUGUGUUGAAACAGGGCAAAAGUUCCUACAAGCGUGGCUUCGACGAGGGGGACGUACACCCCCAGACCAAGAAGAAGAAGAUUGACCUCAUUUUCAAGGAUGUGUUGGAGGCCUCGCUGGAAUCUGCCAAGGUGGAAGCACACCAGCUGGCCCUGAGCACCUCGCUGGUCAUCAGGAAAGUCCCCAAAUACCAGGGCGAUGCCUACAGUCGGUGUGCAAUGACCAUGUCGCAUGGCAUGCAGAAUGUCAGCCGGACCCAGGGGGAGGGGGACUGGAAAGCCCCGCACGGGGCUUCUACGGAGCCAGGCCCAUUGGAUGAUGAAGAGGAGGAGCCUUCAUCCUUCAAGGCCGACAGUCCUGCUGAGGCCUCCCUUGCGUCCGACCCUCAUGAGCUUCCCACCACCUCCUUUUGCCCCAAUUGUAUUCGCCUGAAGAAGAAGGUUCGGGAACUCCAGGCAGAGCUAGACAUGCUUAAGUCUGGGAAGCUUCCUGAGCCCUCUGUAUUGCCAGCGCAGGUACUGGAGCUCCCAGAGUUCUCAGACCCUGCAGCCUCAGAGAGCAUGGUCUCCGGCCCCGCCAUCAUGGAGGACGAUGACCAGGAGGUCGAUUCGGCAGAUGAAUCGGUCUCCAACGAUAUGAUGACUGCCACCGACGAGCCCUCCAAGAUGUCGUCUGCCGCCGGGCGCCGGAUCCGGCGCUUCAAGCAGGAGUGGCUGAAGAAGUUCUGGUUCCUGCGGUACUCCCCGACCCUCAACGAGAUGUGGUGCCACGUGUGCCGCCAGUACACGGUGCAGUCCUCCCGCACCUCGGCCUUCAUCAUCGGCUCCAAGCAGUUCAAGAUCCACACCAUCAAGCUGCACAGCCAGAGCAACCUGCACAAGAAGUGCCUGCAGCUGUACAAGCUCCGCAUGCACCCCGAGAAGACGGAGGAGAUGUGCCGCAACAUGACCCUGCUCUUCAACACCGCCUACCACCUGGCCCUCGAGGGCAGGCCCUACCUGGACUUCCGGCCCCUGGCCGAGCUCCUGAGGAAGUGCGAGCUCAAGGUGGUGGACCAGUACAUGAACGAGGGCGACUGCCAGAUCCUCAUCCACCACAUCGCCCGGGCGCUGCGGGAAGACCUGGUGGAGCGCAUCCGCCAGUCGCCUUGCCUCAGCAUCAUCCUGGACGGGCAGAGCGACGACCUGCUGGCCGACACGGUGGCUGUCUAUGUCCAGUACACCAGCAGCGAUGGGCCCCCGGCCACAGAGUUCCUGUCCCUGCAGGAACUGGGGUUCUCUAGCACAGAGAGCUACCUCCAGGCGCUGGACCGAGCCUUCUCCGCCUUGGGUAUCCGGCUGCAGGAUGAGAAGCCAACCGUCGGCUUGGGCGUCGACGGGGCCAACAUCACAGCCAGCCUGCGCGCCAGCAUGUUCAUGACGAUCCGCAAGACGCUGCCCUGGCUGCUGUGCCUGCCCUUCAUGGUGCACCGGCCGCACCUGGAAAUCCUGGACGCCAUCAGCGGGAAGGAGCUCCCCUGCCUGGAGGAGCUGGAGAACAACCUGAAGCAGCUGCUGAGUUUCUACCGGUACUCGCCACGGCUCAUGUGCGAGCUGAGGUCCACGGCCUCGACCCUCUGCGAGGAGACCGAGUUCCUGGGGGACAUCCGGGCCGUGAGGUGGAUCAUCGGUGAGCAGAACGUCCUCAACGCCCUCAUCAAGGACUAUCUGGAGGUGGUGGCCCACCUCAAGGACGUCAGCAGCCAGACCCAGCGGGCGGACGCCUCGGCCAUCGCGCUGGCCCUGCUGCAGUUCCUCAUGGACUACCAGUCCAUGAAGCUCAUCUACUUCCUCCUGGACGUGAUUGCCGUGCUCUCGCGCCUGGCCUACGUGUUCCAGGGCCAGUACCUCCUGGUGUCUCAGGUGGAUGACAAGAUCGAGGAGGCCAUCCAGGAGAUCAGCCGGCUGGCCGACUGCCCGGGGGAGUACCUGCAGGAGUUCGAGGAGAAUUUCCGUGAGAGCUUCAACGGCAUCGCCGUGAAGAACCUCAGGGUGGCCGAGGCCAAGUUCCAGUCCAUCCGGGAGAAAAUCUGCCAGAAGACCCAAGUGAUCCUGGCCCAGAGGUUCGACUCUCGCAGCCGGAUCUUUGUGAAGGCCUGCCAGGUGUUCGACCUCGCCACCUGGCCCAGGAACAGCGAGGAGCUCCUGAGCUAUGGCAGGGAGGACAUGGUUCAGAUAUUUGAUCACCUGGAGGCCAUCCCGGCCUUCUCCCGGGACGUCUGUCGGGAAGGACUGGACCCCCGGGGGAGCCUGUUGAUGGAGUGGCGAGAACUCAAGGCUGAUUACUAUACCAAAAACGGCUUCAAGGACCUGAUCGGCCACAUUUGCAAAUACAAGCAGAGGUUUCCGCUCUUGAACAAGAUCAUCCAGGUCCUCAAGGUCCUCCCCACCUCCACCGCCUGCUGCGAGAAGGGUCGCAAUGCCCUGCAGCGAGUCCGCAAGAACCACCGCUCCCGCCUGACCCUGGAGCAGCUCAGCGACCUGCUGACAAUCGCGGUCAACGGCCCGCCCAUCGCCAACUUUGACGCCAAGCGAGCCCUGGACAGCUGGUUCGAGGAGAAGUCCGGCAACAGUUACUCUCUGUCCGCCGAGGUCCUCAGCAGGAUGUCUGCGCUGGAGCAGAAGCCGGUGCUGCAGACCGUAGACCACGGGUCCGAGUUCUACCCGGACAUUUAG